Saccostrea echinata is the source of this 1149-nucleotide messenger RNA. RefSeq names its product potassium voltage-gated channel subfamily B member 2-like. Gene Ontology annotation, cellular component: membrane; voltage-gated potassium channel complex. Lineage: Eukaryota; Metazoa; Mollusca; Bivalvia; Ostreida; Ostreidae. The record is from RefSeq and is a predicted model, not a curated record. Gene Ontology annotation, biological process: protein homooligomerization; potassium ion transmembrane transport. Bases 1 to 1149 code for a protein of 382 amino acids. The transcript is spliced from 3 exons. Gene Ontology annotation, molecular function: protein binding; voltage-gated potassium channel activity.
AUGGAAGAGUUGAUUGUAAAAGUGGGGGAAGAAGAAUUUAGCUUCAGUGCAACGUCUUUGGAAAAAAUUCCAGAUUCUUACCUAAAAAGGUUAUUUUUGCAAGAAAAUAAAUGUAAGACUGUGGCUUUCUCACGAUGCCGGGAAAGCUUCCGUGCGAUUCAUGAGUUUUGUUUUUCGGGUAAACUGCAUACUCCGAAAAAUGUCUGUGUCGGAAAGUUCAAAGAAGAGCUAGACUUUUGGGGAAUCGAUGACUCAACAGUGGAAGAAUGUUGCCUGAGAAAAAUAUACGAUUAUGAUCUUCAGCAGAAAUCGCUUUUGAAAUUCAAGUCUGACUUUAGCAGACGUGAAAUGAAAUGUGAAGAACAGGACAAUAACAACAUCUCCACGAAGUCUCUUCGGCAACAGAUUUGGGAAAUAUUGGACUACAAGAAUGACAGUCUAUAUGCCAAGGUGUACCUUAUUCUCUCUACCCUCGUCGUCUUGGCUAGCUGUAUUAUGAUAGCUGUUAGUACGCUACCGGAAAUCAGAUCCACACUGAUAAUGGAAACGGAGAACAAAAACAGGACCAACCUUCAGCUCCAAAGCCAAAACUCGCCUUCUUCUAAUGUCCACUACGCCCUGUCCUUAACUGCAAAUUACAUUCGGUAUGGAAUAUUCUUUUUCGAAAUAAAUAUAGCAGAAUCAAACUUCGAGUUUCUCCUGUAUUUUCAAAUGUUUCGAAUUCUUCGAUUGUUGAGAUCACUGAACAGAUUAAUUGCAUUUAGAGUGCUUAGGUAUUCUGUGCGAAACGGGCGUAAAGAUUUGGCCUUGAUGUUGUCAUACAUGUUCAUAGGAAUGCUGAUAUUCUCAAAUUUUAUCUACUUUUUUGAGUCUGACGAAAAUAUUCCUACCAUGUUUGAUGCUUGGUGGUGGAGCCUCGUUACCAUGACAACUGUGGGAUAUGGGGACAUGUAUCCCAAAUCAAUCACAGGGAAGGUAAUUGGGGGAAUGUGCGCUAUCUAUGGCGUUCUUAUGUUUGCAAUGACCGUACCAAUAUUUGUAAAUACAUUUCACUCGCUGUAUAAGUAUGCAGUAUUUGCGAAUAUGCAGUCUAAGAAAAUCAAAAGAAAAGAAGAGGAAUCAGAGAUACCUGCAGAGAAGAAGGCAUGA